UCCACCGGACAUUUAAGUGGCAAACUGCAGGCAAAUUGAACAUCAUCGACGGCCCCGAACACAUAGAUCGUAGAGCAAUAGUGUACACUACGAAUGCAGACGCAUCACUUUACAUUGCUCUUUGAUAUCGCAUUCAUACACGACUUCGCUCGGCCAAUGUGAUUAUAAUGUAAAUUGAGAGGUACACUUCAUUGGAAAUUGGGAUAACAACGAUUUCAAAUAAUAUUUCAAAAAUCCUGAUUCUUAAGGCUGUCUUAAUGACGCAGCUCGCAGCACCUAUCGGCGCAUACAGAAACUAACUUAGAACAAUCUGCAUGCUGGAAACGCUUCUAUGUGAAAUCGUUUUGUUCAUGUCUUUAGUAAAUUACAACACGUGCGCCAUACAAGUCAACGAUUUCAGUAUUAACAGUAAAACAUGAAAUGAUUACUGAUUUAUACGCUUAAAAAUUAUUUCAUUAGUUGUUGCAAGUUAUCUUGGUGUAAACAAGGAUUCGAAACUACUUAUCGAAGAUGGCGGGAAAAGAACAGUUCGAUAAAUAUUUAGGUGGAUCUCAAAAAUUACCGAAUGAGGUCCACAUUUUAAAGCUGGUUUCCGCAAGAGCUAGCGAAAUCGCUGCAAUGACACAUUCUAUAGAAAAUAAUCAGCAAACGAAACUUUUGUUUCAAAAGUUGCCUAUGUAUAUGCGCAGGCGUGUAAUGUCGCACAGUGUGAAGCGACUGCCGCGUCGAUUGCGGGAAGCACAUUUGAAUCAAAUGAAAAAAUCUGGUUUGCCGCCAAAAAUCAAGAGGCCGUGCCGCAAAUAUCGCAGGCGACCGCGAAAUUUGCUUUUGGAGUAUAACCGAAGACAGCGGAACAAAAUUUGGUUGGAGACACAUAUUUGGCAUGCAAAACGCUUUCAUAUGGUGGAAAAAUGGGGCUACAAGAUCGCAAGUUAUGCAAACGACAGAUGUUUUAAGGCGAAUUAUCGCGCCGUGACAAAGCAUUGUCUUAUGCAAGAUAUUUCGUAUUACACAUGCGUUGAAAUGCACGGACCCGAAGAAAUUCUGAAAGAAACAUUGAAGUGCCAUUGUAAUCCACUCGAGUUAACGUUCGCCGCAAAAGUUUUCAUUUCCGGUACCCGGGAAGGAACUCUGAUGUUCUUUAAAAAAAAUGGUUACCCGCGAUUUCCAAUUGGUCACGUGCACUUUUUGUGGAAGCCGAGCGGGAAUUCAAAAUUAAAAACAAUCUGGAUUUGGGUGCACCCAUCGUUUUUCGAUGAAUUUUUGAAUGAAAUCAUAUCCAGCUUCGACUUUAAAGUAAAUGAUACAGUGCCUAGCCCAACAAAUAGUCAAAUGAUUAAAUCUAAUUCAUAUACCAACGAUAAUAAUUGUAAAAUGACCGUCCACAAAACCACGUUUAACAGAUUUCGUUUUUUCGGACCGUUAGCGUUAAGCACGUUAACGGAGACAUUACGAUUACCAAAUAUUGAUGAAAAAUUUCAUUCUCCAAUUACGAUCGAAGUUGAAGAAAAUCGAAUGGAGUAUGAAGAUGAUAAUCAAGACAAUAAUAAAUUGUGGCAUAAAGAAUACUACAGUAAUGAGGAAAAUUUAGAAUCUUUAAAACUUCAAAAACAAUUGUGGGAACUGCUAAAGACACUGCAAUCGUCUAGUCAAUUGCCACCAAAUAUUGUUCUCGGAUUUACAGUUCUAGAUCCGAGGUUUCACCUGCCUGAAAAAAGAACAAAGCCACAAGGUAGUGUCUCAAAGAUGAUGGAAUUAAUGCCAGUCCCACCGACAAGUGCUAAUUCCAGUCCAAUUUGGGAUGAGGAAAUACGGCAAAAAGUUACUAAAACAUGUGUAACAACUAGUUCCAUUAAUAAACUAAGGAGUAAAUGUUUAGUCCCUGGCAUAAAUAAUGACAAAUAUUUCAAUGAAGAGAUUAUGACCAAAAUACCCAUACUUUUAGUUCAGAAACCAGGAAUUGGUAAUCAGGGUUUAAGUUCUGCUAUAGACAUUAUUUUACCAGCAGGUUGGGCAAUGCCAUUCUGGCUUGCUUGCAUACUGCGUUGUGUAAGAAUAGGUGCACUCAGGGAAUCAACAUCUAUCGCGUUCGAGUAUGAAAAUGUAAAAUCGCCAGACAUCAAUGACCCAGAUACACUUGCUUAUUCAAGAGAAGCAUUAAGUACUAAAAAAGAAUUGAUAGAAAAAUAUUUGCGCUAUCCAACUAAUAGACGUGUAAAUUUUGUAAAGCUGGGAAUUGCUACUCCAUUUUAUUGUGAAUGGAGAACUUUGAUGAAUGAGUGGACCAAUGUUGAAGAUUUUUUUGUAUUAAGAAAUCGUAAGUUGUUGCAAUUGUUACAAGAUAAUUUAGUAACUGAAGGAAAACCAAGUAGACAGAAUAAAUUGCAGAAAUCCAAAUCAUAUCCUCAUUUGGAACAUUCUUUUGAAAAUAGGAAUUGUUUAAUUCAUGUCAAGGUAUCCAUCUUGAAAAAAGGAUGCCCUAAAAGAUUUGCAAUUAUAUGUAUGCCAACACCUGAAGAUAUAGAGAUGUAUAGAAAUAAUAGGAACUGGUCGGGUCCUACAGAGAAGUUGUAUCCUGAUCCAAAUGAAACCAUUAGAAAAAGAUUAAGAAAAAAUCACUUAGCACUUCUAAAACGCUUAAGAAAGCAAAGGUUGCGACAUAAAAAAGCAUUAGAUGAUGAACUGAGACAGCUGUUAAACAGUGAUCUACAAAUUUUAAAUAGUGAGAGCAAGAGAAGAAAUUUAUUAGAAGAAAGUCGUGAAGCUGUCUGUAAGCAGUCUGAGAAAAUGACACAGAUGUACCUUCCAGAUUGUGUUGGUGUAAGAUGUUCCUGCAGUAGAGAAGUCAUGGGAUAUGUAACAGAAGAAAUUUCGUAUUAUUAAAAGUCUCCAAUCUGUCGUAAAAAUCCCUAGGCUUCUCAACAAAGUUUUUUUGGAUAUUUCUCGAAAAGGAUAAGUAAGCAAUUAAAACUAAUUGGUAAGCAAUUAUGGGCAAUUAAAGAGCAGUUUUUAAAGCUAUGUUUUAUUAAUAUUGGUCACUAUGGUGAGCCAGCUUCAAUAAUACGAACAUCGAAUGUUCCGAUUGGACCGUUUUUGGCUUUGGUAUUCUAUGUAUGAAUGGGUAGUGUUUCUACAGUUGUGUAUAGUUUCAGGAUAUAUUUAUGAUUGACGUUUCUAACGUGGCGCAUGAAUAAUUGUCAAAAUACGAUGGAAUGUCCAAAAGUUUACACAAUGAAGAUGUUAUCAGAUGGAUAAAGGAUUUAAAGAUUAGAAAUGUUCCAUAAAUAUUUGUAACGAAGCAUGUAUGUAAAAGACCCCUAAAAAAUCUUCAAUGAAUGUCAUUUUAUGUGGGACAUAGCAUAAUAGUUAUACGAAAAAUAUACGCUUGUACGUUAAAUAAA
Molecule: messenger RNA, 3401 nt
Organism: Megalopta genalis
Lineage: Eukaryota; Metazoa; Arthropoda; Insecta; Hymenoptera; Halictidae
Gene: Pop1
Product: POP1 ribonuclease P/MRP subunit
Biological process (GO): tRNA 5'-leader removal
Cellular component (GO): ribonuclease MRP complex; nucleolar ribonuclease P complex
Source: RefSeq, a predicted model, not a curated record